AUGGCUGCGUCUGCUGCAUCCGAUGCUGCGACUCUGGCGAGCAGCGAUGAGGAGCUCACGCCCGCUGGCGUUGGCCUGUCGGGCGGCCAACGGGACUACAGCGAUGCGCGUUUGGAUCGCGUGGCCGCCUACACGACGACCACGAUGCGUCUAAAGCCGGACAAAUGGGCCAAAAUGAUGCAGCACGAUGAGCUGCGGCACAUUGUCAUGGACUGGCUGCACGGACGGACGCGAGUGCUGGUGAUGACGCUCAGUCCCGGCGGCGAGCUGGUGCCCAGGGGCUGCAUCAGCGACCUGUACCUGGGCUAUGCGCUGCCGAGCACCGGCACACGGUCAACCGCUGCGACGGCGACGGCGACGAUGACGACGGACUCCACUGCCACGGCUGCUGUGGUGGCGGCGGCAACGGCUGCUGGCGCAUUGGUGGUGCCGCUACCGCCCGCUUCGUCCAGCUUCACCACCUUGGAUGGGGUGCCGCGCGGCAAGUGCGCCUACUUCAUACGCCACAAUGUGGGCGUGCCGCUGACAGCGGGCAACUUCCAGAGCUCCAUGGUCUACGGCGACUUUCCGGUGCACAGCAAAUUCGAGACGAUGUCGCUGCUGUUCGACGAGGUGCUGCAGCCGCUGCUGGAGGGGGCCGAGGGCGGCUGGCCGGCGCCCGUGCGCCAGGAUCUGCAGGCGCGCGUCAAGGAAGUGCGCAACACACUGACCGAGAUUAAGGGCAAGACCAACAAUCGCACAAUUUUAUCGUUAUUAGUUGCGCCAACAGUCGUCGAGGAUGUGUCUGGCCACGUGAGCCGGGGCAAUCUAAGGCCAGCCUUGGAUACGAAAUUUCGCACUCUAUUGGAGGAGAUGUUCAUCAAUUGGACAACGCAAAUGCACGACAUUGUCAUGGAGCGCUCCGAGGCCGUUGGCCUAACCACGAGCACCGCCACCUCCAGCUCGCCCAGCAAGCACUUGUAUGUGGUCGCAUUACCGGCUCAGGAGAUUACGUUCUGGGCGAACCGCAAGCUCAACUUACAGAACAUCUACGAGCAGCUGCGCGAGCCCAUGCACAAGGCGCUGGCCCACAUUCUGGAGCGCAUCGAGUCCGUCUACUACGAGCCGUACGCCAAGGCGUUCCGCCAGCUGGUGACCGCCUGGCUGGAGGCGCAGGACGUCUCGCUCUGGCUGCAGCCCUUUCAGCGUCACACGGCCGCCUUCAACUCGGUGCAGUUCAGCAAUGCCCAGGAGCUGAUUGCGCCGCUGGUCCAUGUGCUGCACCUGCUGUGGAGCAAUGCGCGAUUCUACCGCAGCACCCAAAGGAUGAGCGUGCUGCUCAGCUGUGUCUGCAACAUGCUGGUGCAUCGCGCCGCCGAGGACUUGGAGUUCCCGCUGCUCUUUCAGGGCGACGCCGACGAGGGACUGCAGCGCAUCAUCAAAACGGGCGAGGUGCUGGAGUUUUUCAAGCAGCGCAUGCUCGAGUACAAAGAGCGCUAUGCCAGCAGCCAAGUGCUGUUGCCAGCUUUGCCCAGCUCUUCGACGGCAGCUGCAGCUGCCGGCUCCGCCUCACCGCCGGCCGACGACCAGCAUCAGUUGUGGCGCUUCUCCAGCGAGCAAGUGUUUGGGCAAACACUUGAUGGCUUCCUGCUACAACUAUCGGAACUGCGUCACGUCUUUGAGGCAGCCGUGCAGUUCCAGCAGCUGGAGAAGCUCGAAAUUGGGGGACUGCGCGGCAAGCUGCUCACAGCCCGCAUCAGAGAAAUCUACAGCGAAUUCAAGCUGCUCUUCGAGCAAUGGACCAAUGUAGACAUCGACCUGGCUGCGCCCGUCGCCCACAAGUGGAAGUGCUUCAAGCGCGAGCAACGCCUCUUCUUCCAGCGCAUGCAGCAACUGGAGCAGAAGCUGGCCACCGUGCUGCUGCAGGCCUUCGAGCAGUGCUACAGCUGGGUGCACCUGCUCAAGCUGACCCUGAUGUUCGGCUGUCUGCUGCAGCGGCGCACCGUUCAAUCGGAGCUAAUUCACCUGCUGCCACACAUGCUCAGCAUCUACAACGAUGAGCUGCAGCAGCUCGAGCUGAGUGUGGCUGACGUCCUUUUCAACUAUCAGUGUCACGGACUCAAAGCGGUGCCCGUGGCAGGCAACUUUCCUCCCAUAGCUGGCGCCAUCAUGUGGCUGGAGCAGCACUUGCAUCGCUGCGAUGACCUCGGCGCAAAGGAUCUAAUCGAUCUCAUCCAGACGCUGCUAAUGCUGAAAUCGGAGCUAGUAACGCUGCCUUUCAAAUGGGAUGCAUUGGUCUCGCGUCGCAACAUUCUCACCACGAAGCUGUGCAACCUGCAGCAAAAGAUUUGGCAGGCCUGGCUGGAGGACAUUGACAAGAUAAUUGCCGAGGGCCUCGAUGAGCACGUGCUGUUUCAAUCGGCCGCAGGUCAGCCGCUGCAGCUGAACUUCGCUCGGGCGCUCUUUACGCUGCUCAAGGAGACCAAAUAUUUGCUCGCCCUUCAGGCAGCUGGCAGAGUUUCGAGCAAACUAUUUCCGAUGCCCGAGGCGCUGCUCUCGCUUUACGAGCAGCGCGACGCCUACUGGCAUCGUCGCAUAAGACUCAUCAAGAUUGACGAGUUCUACAAUGGCAUCCGGGGCGGGCAAUGCGCCGCAGCCGAGCUGCAGCUAAUUGCCGCCGAGCUGGCGGCCAUUGAUGAGCAAGUGGCCACCGCCUGUGCCCAGCUAACCUGGCGCAAUUACGACGAGCCACUCAUCGAGAGCAUCUUUGAGAAGUCACGCGAUCUGCAUGCUCGCCUGCACGAGUCCCAUGGCAACCUAGAUGCCAUACUGGCCAGCAUGCGCCGCUGGACCUGCGAGCCACUGCAUCAGCGCAGUCUAUACGGACGCAAUCUGCUGGAUCUGCGCCAUCAGCAAGAGCGAGUGCGGCUCCGUCUGCUGCAAUGCGAUGAGACGAAGAUGCUGCUAAAUCGCUUCUUGAUUGCCAACUUUUGUUUGUUGUUCAACUACGAACGGCAGCAUCUUCAGCUCUAUUCCCGCGACCUCACCGUCCAGGAGCUGCUGURUACCUUGAUGUUGACAGUUUCUGCACGAAUUUCCGGAUGAGCAGCGACGACAGUUCAACAAAUAUUUAGCCACCGUUGAUGAGUUGAUUUGCCGUGAAGUAAAAGAGGCCAUGAGGAUCAGGUUUGAGUCC
Drosophila arizonae is the source of this 3175-nucleotide messenger RNA. Its product is annotated as dynein beta chain, ciliary. The record is from RefSeq and is a predicted model, not a curated record. Gene Ontology annotation, molecular function: dynein light intermediate chain binding; dynein intermediate chain binding; minus-end-directed microtubule motor activity. Gene Ontology annotation, biological process: microtubule-based movement. Gene Ontology annotation, cellular component: dynein complex. NCBI's taxonomy places the organism in Eukaryota, Metazoa, Arthropoda, Insecta, Diptera, Drosophilidae.